Molecule: messenger RNA, 957 nt
Organism: Ailuropoda melanoleuca (giant panda)
Lineage: Eukaryota; Metazoa; Chordata; Mammalia; Carnivora; Ursidae
Product: olfactory receptor 52H1-like
Exons: 1
Coding region: 16-957 (313 amino acids)
Biological process (GO): G protein-coupled receptor signaling pathway
Cellular component (GO): plasma membrane
Molecular function (GO): G protein-coupled receptor activity; olfactory receptor activity
Source: RefSeq, a predicted model, not a curated record
CAGACCACGCUGGCCAUGCACAACCUGAGCAGCUCCAACACAGGUGACUUCACCCUUCUGGGCAUCCCCGGCCUGGAGCAGUACCACGUCUGGAUCAGCAUCCCCUUCUGCUUUGUCUAUCUUGUGGCCACUGGGGGCAACAGUAUCCUUCUCUACCUCAUUGCUGUGGAGCGGAGUCUUCAGGCACCCAUGUUCUUUUUCCUUUCCAUGCUAGCCGUGACGGAUCUGAUCUUGUCUACCACGUGUGUCCCCAAAACCCUUACCAUCUUCUGGCGUGGUCCCCAGAACAUCAGUUUUCCUGGUUGCCUCACCCAGUUAUUCUUUCUGCACUACAGCUUUGUCCUGGACUCGGCUAUACUCCUGGCCAUGGCGUUUGACCGCUAUGUGGCCAUCUGCUCCCCUCUGAGAUACACCACGAUUCUGACCCCUGGGACCACUGUCAAAAUUGUCGUGGGAAUUUCCUUCAGAAGUUUCUGUGUUAUAGUUCCAUGUGUUUUCCUUGCAAAUCGUUUACCCUUCUGCAGGACACGCAUCAUCCCGCACACAUACUGUGAGCACAUAGGUGUUGCCCGGCUCGCCUGUGCGGACAUCUCCAUCAACAUCUGGUAUGGCUUUUGUGUUCCCAUCAUGACGGUCAUCUCAGAUGUGAUUCUCAUUGCUGUCUCCUACACCCUCAUCCUCUGUGCGGUCUUCCGCCUCCCGUCCCGGGAUGCCCGCCACAAGGCCCUUGGCACCUGUGGUUCCCAUGUCUGUGUCAUCCUCAUGUUCUAUAUACCAGCAUUCUUCUCCAUCCUUGCCCAUCGCUUUGGCCAUAAUGUCCCUCGUACCUUUCACAUCCUCUUUGCCAACCUCUAUGUAGUUAUCCCACCCGCACUCAAUCCUAUUGUCUAUGGAGUAAAGACCAAGCAGAUCCGGGACAAAGUCAUUCUUCUGCUCUUUCCCCAGGGGUCUCAGUGA